CGUCGUCUAAUUUUCUUGGAGACGUGAUGCGAGGCGAGGUUGGGAAGAAGUAUCGUUGUAAAUUGUCUACCACGAUUCGGAACUUUAUUCAUACUGUUUUAUACGAAUUAAACGCAACGACGGGUUUCAUAUAAGUUUCGACUAUUUUUUAAAAUAAAUCUGACUGGUUAUGUCUAAUGAUCUCGUGAGUUUAGAUGACAUAAUCAAAAAGUCCAAACCGGGUGCCGCAAUGAGAAACCGAGGAGGACCUCGUCAGACUGUUGUUAAGAGCAAACCAAAAGUCAAUGGAACUGUUUCAAGUAGACCAAAAACAUCCAUUGAAGAUGCUCGAUUUAAAAUAAUUCAGAAGAAAAGAAAACACAUUGGAGAUGCCAGAGAAAAACUAGCUCAAAUUGCAAAACAGAGUGAUGCUCGCUUGAAAUUGGAAAAACUUAGAGCUACUACGACCAAGAAAGAUCUUGCAAGCAUUUCACGCAAGACUGGACGCAAUGGUCGUAUUUCUCUGACAACCAACAAACCACCACCUCCUGUGCAUAUUCCACGUUCAAUGCCACCAGCUUUUAUUCCACCACCAGUAAGGACUUUGAGCUAUAGGCCACCACCACCUAUAUCAGAACCACAGUAUAUGAAUGCAAUGUUAAGAACUUAUGCUAAUGAAUAUUUAAUGAACCACCAAGCUCCACCCCCUAUGAGACGAACAGUUAGCAAUGACUAUGCUCCAUCACUGCCUCCUCCUCCCCCAGUGUUUAAUAUCAAACCAACACCAUAUCGUGAUUGGGAUAAGCCACCACUACAUUCAACUUCAAGUUCAGUCUCAAGAAGUCAAUCUUUGAGAUCUUCCGAUCAUAGUAGACCACGAGAUUAUAAAGUGAUUCCUCGUACUGACAUGACUAAAGUACAAUCAACACCAAUUUACAAAGAUGAGUGGAAUUUCAGUUCUAAAUCAAGGACUAUAAUACCAGAUGUAAACUCGAAAUAUUAUCAAACAGUGAAAAGUCAUAGAGAUGUAGGAGUGAGAUCGAGACUGCAGGCAUCUCCUCCACCACCUACCAAAACCAGUCGAUCAGCACCGACUGCAACACGGCUAAAGACCAGUUCUCAGUCAGGUGGAUACCGUAUUGUCGUAUCUAAUUUACAAUCCAAUGUAACUCAAGAAGAUAUCAAGGAACUUUUCGAAGAUGUUGGAGAAUUACUUGUUUCCAGACUGGUUAGACCUGGAAUUGCAGAGGUUAUUUACAAAACUUUAAAAGAUGCAAGUAAAGCUGUCGAAACUUACCACAAUCGACAAUUGGAUGGACACCCAAUGAAAUGCCUGCUCGUGAAUCCACGACCUAAAGGCAGUUCAUCUUCAUCUUCAUCAAGCAGAACUCUUUCUCAUUCAAGAAGCUCAAGCAGUUAUGGGCAAGCUAGUUUGGGAGCUGUGCAUCGUGCAUUAUUUGACCAUUAGUGAAUUUUCAAUUUUGUUUCAAUCAUAAGGUCUUGCUAGUUUUUUUAUUUGCUAGCGAGUGUACGAGAGCUUGUAAACUGCGCAAUUCCAUUUUUAUUUGACGAGAAAUCCAGAAAUUCUAAAGCUUUUUCCAAAUUUGCAAAUUCGUUUUGUGCAUGUAGUAUCAUCACAUAAAUAAAUUAAGUUUGUUCCUAAUAUAA
Phymastichus coffea is the source of this 1647-nucleotide messenger RNA. RefSeq names its product polymerase delta-interacting protein 3-like. The transcript has 7 exons. Gene Ontology annotation, cellular component: nucleus. The record is from RefSeq and is a predicted model, not a curated record. Gene Ontology annotation, biological process: mRNA export from nucleus. Gene Ontology annotation, molecular function: mRNA binding. Lineage: Eukaryota; Metazoa; Arthropoda; Insecta; Hymenoptera; Eulophidae. Bases 170 to 1447 code for a protein of 425 amino acids.